AUGUCUAGACGAUCGGCGCAAAUUUAUGAGCUGACGAGAAUGCUUGACAUUUCGCCAUGGGAGACUCUCGUCAAACUGCUCACCGAUUCAUUAUUGAACUGUACUGGAACACACGAGGAAGUGCCGCAUUCCAGGAAUUUUCUGCAUUCCAUGUCUACGGUGUAUAUUUCCUCGCUUGGUCUUGCCACCGGCUUCAGUCUAACAUCGCUGGUUUUCUGGAUUGUGCACAUGAUGUAUAUUAAUUAUUAUAUAACCGACCCUACUCGCAGAUUACACAUGUUCAUAUUAGCCUCGACAGCACCGCUCGUGUCCGUCCUGGCCCUGGUCGCGAUGUACAUGCCCCGUGUAUGGUUCCUCUCGCAUCUCCUCUCCUUCCUCUAUUUCUCGUUUGCACUGUGGGUAAUCAUCUGCCUGCUUCUGCACAUCUUCGACGGACAUCAUGCUCUCGUCUCGAAGAUGUGUCAACGACUGCAGUUCAUCGAGAUAUCGACUCCACCGUUCUGCUGUCUGUUCCCUUGCCUUCCGAAUGUGCGACUCGAAGGCGAGAAGAUCAGAUGGUGCGAAUGGAUGGUCUAUCAGGCGCCGUUCGUUCGUCUGUUCGCAACAUUCGUCUCACUUGUCAUCUACUUCGAAUAUCAGGACCAGGGCCUUGUCCAUUUGAAAGUGCUCGAUUUCAUCACUCUCCCAUCAUUGCUGGCUGGAAUUUACGGCACUCAUAUUUUGGUCACAACCGUCUCCCGAUUGGACGAAUUGGUCUCGUACCGAUAUGUCGUUGUUUUUCGCCUUCUUGAUUUCUUCUUUAUGGUAUUCGGACUUCAGCAGCCGGUUUUCGACUUUUUGGCGAGAUAUGGUGCAUUCGGAUGCGGAACCAUUUUGCCGGCAAUCGAGACAUCUUUCUAUUGGAAGAAUUUAUUCAUCGUCAUCGAAGCAUUCUUCGUCUCUCUUGUUUCCACUGUACUCAUCCAACCAUCGAAGUCGUCGAUCUUCGACAAGCAUCCGAGCUGUCGCUCCAUGUCUUCGGCUCGGUCGACGAUCACAGAAGUCGACACUGACGAAUCCGCAGCCUAA
Molecule: messenger RNA, 1068 nt
Organism: Caenorhabditis bovis
Lineage: Eukaryota; Metazoa; Nematoda; Chromadorea; Rhabditida; Rhabditidae
Source: the annotation of a GenBank genome assembly